Molecule: messenger RNA, 4323 nt
Organism: Lachancea lanzarotensis
Lineage: Eukaryota; Fungi; Ascomycota; Saccharomycetes; Saccharomycetales; Saccharomycetaceae
Product: LALA0S10e02938g1_1
Exons: 1
Coding region: 1-4323 (1440 amino acids)
Biological process (GO): pseudohyphal growth; bipolar cellular bud site selection; mating projection formation
Cellular component (GO): cellular bud tip; incipient cellular bud site; actomyosin contractile ring
Molecular function (GO): MAP kinase scaffold activity
Source: RefSeq, a predicted model, not a curated record
AUGGCAACCAAUAAGACAGACCUGAGCGCUGAGCAGAGACGGCUAGUACAUCAGUAUUAUCGAGAAUUGCGAGAUUUUUCUACGGUAACAGGUGGAAAACUUGAUCGAUCGAGUUCUGCUCGAGCACAGAAGGCGAGAUCCAAAUUGCUGAAGCUUUAUUCGUCACAAUUUUUCGAACUAAGCACAGAUGUUCACGACGAGCUUCAGCGCCGUAUAGACGAAAAUCAGACACAGCCCGAUCAUUUGUUACCAAAGGAUAACUUUCACGUUAAGCGGAAUCAGGCUCGUCAAAAAUUGGCCAAUUUAUCAGAAUCCCGUUUCAACGAUUUGGUGGACGACAUACUAUACGAAAUCCAAAGACGAGACUAUCACAUACUUUCAGAGCCUCAAACUCCAGUCUCGCCACAGAUUUCGCCGCGAGUUUCGCCUCAAAAAAAUCAUUUCAGACCAGAUGAAGGAGAAGUCGUCGAUCCCAAUGUCUCUUCGCAAUCUGUAGUGCACACUGAUCCCCGGAACUCAGUCUCUCGCAAUUUGCCAUUGGACGCAGAUAGCAACGAUAAUAGUCAGCAUGAGGACAUGUCAACCCCCAAGAAAUCAUCAAUUCAAGAUGGUAGUACACAUUCCUCUAGUGUAGUACCCAGUACUUCUAUUCAACAAUCUCAAGUGAUACCCAAAAAAGCUUCCAUCGAGUGGAGCUCCGAUGAGGAGGAGGAUCACCAUGAUGGCGGAAAAGAGAGCCGAUCAGCACGUGGAACAAGUAGCCAGGAUAUUUUCCAAGAUAGGGAUAUUCAUAGCGUGCCAGAAUCGCGCCACCAGGACAGAACCUCAGGCAUUGAAAACAAUGUGACAGACUUUGCACAAAGAUCGCAACUUUUGCAAGACUCGGAUAAUUCAGAUUUCGAGAACGGCUCCCAGAAUUCUCCUCAAUUCGGGGCUGGCAAAACCCAGGGGCAAAAUCAUGCCCUUUCGGGUUCAAACCACAGGAGCUCAAGAGAGCAUACGAACGGACAAGUAGACGAAGAUGCUUCUUUUGAGGAAACGAAGGGUCUAAGUUUAACGAAUAGACUUUCGCAAUCCGUACAAAGUCCUUCAAUCGCUGGCGAGGCUAGCGAAGAAGGAUUAAGGUUUUCUGACAGAUUUUCGAGUUCUAUUGUCACUGAGAAGAUGGAAGACAGCGACCUAAGCAAACGGGACUCCCCUUCAAUUUUUGAUUCCUUGCCCCGGGGGUCACAUCUCAAAUUUGCCCCCGGACCUAAUUCAAGCAAUGGUUUUGAUGAGCAAAGUUCUCCAGAAAAUGCAGGAAAACGCCAAAAUACUUCUUCACCUACAAUGUCGAUCAACUCUCCAUUUGAUACUCGUGAGCGUUCUGAAUUGGGUAGUGCUUCAAGUGGACUUCAAACUCAGCUAAAGCAUUUAGGCUCAAUAAAAAGAAUCUCAUUGGAAAACGAGAACUCUCAGCGAGAGAUUCAGGUUCUCAUUGCAGAAGGCACGAAAAUGGACGAGAAAAUCACUGAACUGGAAUUGAAUAACUCACAACUGUCGGCUGCCAAAAAACACCUUGAAAAUGAGUUACGAACGCAGGAGAAUCAAAACUCAGACUUGAAGGAACAGUUAGAAGUGCUUUCGAAGAACUUGAUCGAUUCUGAAGAUGAGCUCCAAAAGCUCAAAACGGCACAAACUCAAGGCGAUCAGACUAGCAGGUCGGUAGACAGAACUCACCAUGAUGAGUUCCUGAAUAUUACAAAACAGGUCAAUUCUCUAUCAAUUGAGAAUGAAAACCUCAAACAAGAUCUUGCAGAAAUGGAGCUCAAGCUAAAAAAACACAGUUAUGACGAAAAACCAGCAAAUGCCAGAGACAAUGCGACACCUGAAGAGGUCUCAAACGAAAGUUUCAGGUCUGAGGCCUUAGACAAGGUUCAAAACUUACCAAAGAAAUAUUUGUCGCCUGAGGGGCUGAUUCCAUCAAGCCUUCUUACAGCAUUCAUAUCACACAUCGAAAAUAUGUUUCAUAUUAUAAACCGGAAUCGGCAAGAUACUGGAUUUGGGCAUCAGAUUUUCAAUGUUUUGUCUCAAAUUGUUGACACUGUGCAAAAAGUGAUCGAGACUGUUGAUAAUCGCGGUAGUCAGGAGCAUAUUUUAGUUUUGAAAGGUGCACUUUCGCAUGCUAUCACUGCGGUUCGUUUCUUUGCGUCUUUUCAUGAGAUACUUCCCCUUGUGACUGUCAACAGCGCAGUGUCUGAUGUUACUUUUGCUCUUUGCCAGAUGGUUGAUAUAGUCAAGGUAGCCGAUGUGCACAAGGACAAUUUCUCACUUGAUCAAAAUAACCACAUUGUUCCGCAAACUCCCAAUGCUCAAGAUUGGUCGGAAUUUGAGGAUGCCAACUUUCAAGAUCCCCGCGAGAGCUUACAAGGAGUGUCAAAUAACCCAGGGAACAUGUCUCCGGUCAAACCUUUGAAAAUCACUCAGAAAGUGGUUAACAACGCGCAACCUUCAAAAGGCAGACACACGAGUAGGAAACCAUCGAGCUCAUUGUUCGGUUCAAUUGUGAACACAAGCUCUACUGCUAAUAAUUCGCCCGAAACCGUACAAUUUCCUAAGGCGCGUUCUGGAUCACCAGCCAGCAAACAAGAGGUAACGAGUUCACCAGCAGCGGCUAAAGACACUAGUCAGAGUCAGAAAUACGUAGCAGCAUCUUCCGCUUCUACUCGUUGGACAGAUACUGUAUCUUCCCCAAUAUCGCCGUCACUCAAUGUUUUCAGUCAGGGAAAGAAAUUGACUAAUACCGAUAAUUCAACGGUAAAGGUUGCCAAACUUACAUCGGCAAGCGCGAUGUCAAGCCUGAGCCAGUCUGAUAGGAUUCGUGCCGAACCAGGUAACAGCGCAGCGGAAAAGAUUUUUGAAGCUUCAACUGACGAAGGUUCAACCGAUGAGAAUGAGCGGAACAACGACGAUAGCAAUUUGACGAGUGAUGAAGAUCUAACGUAUCAGCUCAAACAAAACUUGCUGAAGAGCCAAAAGCCCAAGGAUUUUUUGGAGGGUGAAAACGCCGAAGAAUACUCCAUUCCAUUAAACUCCCCAUCAAAAGCUAGUCCACAAGCACGCAACGUUACAGGGCAGGAUACCAAGACCGUUAACACUCCAGUUAAAUCAACUGACCUGGGGCCAUCUGUGGACAACGGUCCCGCCAUCCAACCAGAGACUGAUGAAGAGCAUGCGGAGAGAUAUACAACUAAAGGCGAUGAAGGUUUUAAGUUGACACCCUCCACUCAAUCCACAAAUAAGCUUUCAUUUGUGUCUGAUUCGUCAGAUACGUCUAACGGAGAAACCACUGGGAAGGAAGUACAUUCUGGUAGCCGGAUUGCGGACGUGAAACGUAAUAUUCCUGAUGAUUGUCUACCUGCAAAAGGAACACAGGUCUCAGAACACCUACAAAAAUUUGCAAAUGGAGCUCCUGGAAACGAUGAUAAGUCAGAAGUCAAUGUGCCUGAGGGGUAUUCGGAUCCUAUUUCGGCAGCUCCUCCAAGUACUGUUGAGCAAGACACCUACCAACGCUUUCCCGCUCGAUGGGACACGAAUGACCUGAAAAAGAUGAACGAGGACCCAAGCCUAAAACCAUCGGAUCAAAGUAUCUCACUUACGCCGAGCACAAACAAAAUAAAAACAGAGGACGCGUCGCUGGAAAGUGAGCACAUCCUCGUCAAACAGGAGGACCACGAUGGCUGGAAUCCAUCAGGAUCACGAACAGGAUCUACAGCUCCUGCUGCCGCUAGUUCAAGGGCUUCCGAAGAAGUUGCCGAGGGUGGCAGGGAGUCUGGAGACGAAGACGAUUUUGACAUUGACGCUUUUGACAUUGAGAACCCCGAUAACACUUUAUCGGAACUGCUCUUGUAUCUGGAGCAUCGCACUAUUGAAGUGAUUAGCACGAUCCAAUCGUUGCUUACUUCAAUUAAACAGCCACAGGCAUUGAAGGGUGAACUUUGCAAAGAUUCUUCAGCAAUAAACCAAGUAAUAGCGCAGAUGGUGGAGGCUACGAAUGUAUCAAUGGCCCAAUCACGUAACGCUGCGUUAAAGGAGCAUGGCAAUUGGGUUGUACAAAGUUUGAAGGACUGUAAGAGAAGAAUGACUUCUUUAUGUCACUUGAAUGAAGACGGAACAAUCAACUUUGAUGAAGGUGAUGACGAAUAUGCUAGCAAGCAUUUCAAACAGCGACUGGCGGGCAUAGCGUUUGACGUUGCCAAAUGCACCAAGGAACUCGUUAAGACGGUGGAAGAAGCCAGUCUAAAGGAAGAGAUAGAGUAUCUCAACUCACAGCUUAAACACUGA